This is a messenger RNA of Perognathus longimembris pacificus (Pacific pocket mouse), 758 nucleotides long. It is a transcript of the gene Tma16, whose product is annotated as translation machinery associated 16 homolog. NCBI's taxonomy places the organism in Eukaryota, Metazoa, Chordata, Mammalia, Rodentia, Heteromyidae. Gene Ontology annotation, cellular component: nucleus. The coding region runs from base 98 to 727 and encodes 209 amino acids. The record is from RefSeq and is a predicted model, not a curated record. The transcript is spliced from 7 exons.
CACGUGUAUCCCGGAAGGGACGGGACCGCGCCGUGUUGCGGCUGUGACAGCGACGCUGCGGGCCUUGGCGUGCGGAAUUCUGCGUUAGGACGUCACGAUGCCUAAAGUACUUAAAGGAAAAAGUACAGGACGGGAAAAAAAGGUCAUCCAUCCCUACAGUAGAAAAGCAGCUCAGAUUACCAGGGAAGCCCACAAACAAGACAAAAAGGAAAAAAUGAAGAAUGAAAAGGCCUUGCGGCUCAACCUUAUUGGUGAAAAACUACAGUGGUUCCACAAUCAUCUGGAUCCUCAAAAAGCAAGAUAUUCAAAAAAAGAUGCUUGUGAAUUAAUUGAAAGGUAUUUAAGUCGAUUCAGCGGUGAGCUGGAGCAGAUCGAGUUACAUAACAGCAUCAAGGACCGGCAGGGCAGGCGGCACUCCUCUCGCGAGACAGUCAUCAAGCAGACCGUGGAGCGAGAGCGGCAGCAGUAUGAAGGUUACGGCUUUGAGAUUCCAGACAUUUUAAAUGGAAGUAAUCUUAAAACCUUCAGGGAAUGGGAUUUUGACCUGAAGAAAUUGCCAAACAUUAAAAUGACAAAAGUUUGUGCUGAUGAUGCAGUUCCAAAGAAACGCAAGAAGAAAACUAAUGUACCUAUAGACAUAGAUUUAGGGGAAUUGGAACUGGCAGGUCAACCAAGUGACUCAGAUGAAGAAAUGACACCAGUGCAUUUUUCUCUUUCCUUGAGUUGAAAAUAAAUAAUUUGACAACUUUUAAUUUGUA